CGGGCCGGGCGGGGCGCGGGGCUGGGCCCCGGCCAUGGGCGCCCGCGGCGGCCGGGGGGCAGAGGCGCGGGGCCGGCCGCCGGCGCCUUUGUGAGCGGCGCGGACAACAAAGGCGCGGCCGCGGCCGGAGCGGGCCAGCGGCUGGGACGGUGCCGGUCUGAGCUGGACUUUGUCUGAUGGCUUCCUCCGGUCCUCCGCCACAGGCUGCCACAGGAGAUCAGCUGGUUCCUGGAGGAGGCCCAGGCCCCUCCCCAGAGGCGGAGGACGACCCCGGAGAGCCCUUCGAGUUUGACGACAGCGACGAUGACGAGGACACCAGUGCUGGCCUGGGAGCGGACGCGGACGCCCCACUGAUCCGUUUGGACGCGGCCCCUGGCCCCGACCCAGACCCAGCGGCCUCACCGCCCCAGACACAGGUGCCGGCUGUGGUGAGCAAUGGCGAUGCCGUGGACACAGCUUUGUCCGGGGUCCGGCGCUCCAGCUGGAAGCGGAAGAGCUCCCGUCGAAUCGACCGGUUCACCUUCCCCGCCCUGGACGAGGAUGUGAUUUAUGACGACGUCCCGUGUGAGAGCUUGGAUGCCCACCAGCCCGCAGGGGCGGAGAGGAGCCUGCUGUACGAGGAUGUGCGCCGGGACGGGGCGCCCAGGGAGGCCGAGGACCUAGGCUGGAGCUCCAGCGAGUUUGAGAGCUACAGCGAGGACUCCGAGGAGGAGGCCAAGCCGGAGGCAGAGCCUGCCAGGCCCCGUGUGUCCUUCCAGCCCAAGCUUUCUCCAGACCUGACUAGGCUAAAGGAGAGAUACACCAGGACUAAGAGAGACAUCUUGGCUUUAAGAGUUGGGGGGAGAGACAUGCAGGAGCUGAAGCACAAGUACGAUUGUAAGAUGACCCAGUUCAUGAAGGCUGCCCGGAGCGGGACCAAGGACGGGCUGGAGAAGACCAGGAUCGCCGUCCUGCGCAAAGUGUCCUUCCUGCACCGGAAGGACGUCCUCGGUGACUCGGAGGACGAGGACAUGGGGCUCCUGGAGAUCAGUGUCACAGACAUGAAGCCCACAGCCCCGGAGCUGGGCCCCAUGCCUGACGGCCUGAGCCCUCAGCAGGUGGUCCGGAGGCACAUCCUGGGCUCCAUCGUGCAGAGCGAAGGCAGCUACGUGGAGUCUUUGAAGCGGGUCCUUCAGGACUACCGCAACCCACUGGUGGAGAUGGAGCCCAAGGCGCUGAGCCUGCGCAAGUGCCAGGUGGUGUUCUUCCGCGUGAAGGAGAUCCUGCACUGCCACUCCAUGUUCCAGAUCGCCCUGUCCUCCCGCGUGGCCGAGUGGGACGCCACCGAGAAGAUCGGCGAUCUCUUCGUGGCUUCGUUCUCCAAGUCCAUGGUGCUCGACGUGUACAGCGACUACGUGAACAACUUCACCAACGCCAUGUCCAUCAUCAAGAAGGCCUGUCUCACCAAGCCCGCCUUCCUGGAGUUCCUCAAGCGGCGGCAGGUGUGCAGCCCCGACCGCGUCACGCUCUACGGGCUGAUGGUGAAGCCAAUCCAGAGGUUCCCGCAGUUCAUCCUCCUGCUUCAGGACAUGCUGAAGAAUACCCCCCGAGGCCACCCGGACAGGCUCUCGCUGCAGCUGGCCCUCACGGAGCUGGAGACGCUGGCCGAGAAGCUCAAUGAGCAGAAGCGGCUCGCUGACCAGGUGGCCGAGAUCCAGCAGCUGACCAAGAGCAUCAGCGACCGCAGCAGCCUCAACAAGCUGUUGACCUCGGGCCAGAGGCAGCUGCUGCUCUGUGAGACGCUGACGGAGACGGUGUAUGGUGACCGCGGGCAGCUGAUCAAGUCCAAGGAGCGCAGGGUCUUCCUGCUCAACGACAUGCUGGUCUGUGCCAACAUCAACUUCAAGCCUGCCAACCACAGGGGCCAGCUGGAGAUCAGCAGCCUGGUGCCCCUGGGGCCCAAGUACGUGGUGAAGUGGAACACGGCCCUGCCGCAGGUGCAGGUGGUGGAGGUGGGCCAGGAGGGCGGCGCCUACGACAAGGACAACGUGCUCAUCCAGCACGCCGGCGCCAAGAAGGCCUCCGCCUCGGGCCAGGCUCAGAGUAAGGUGUACUUCGGCCCCCCACGGCUCUUCCAGGAGCUGCAGGACCUGCAGAAGGACCUGGAGGUGGUGGAGCAGAUCACGGUCCUCAUCGGCACGCUGCACGGCACCUACCAGAACCUGAACAUGACCGUGGCUCAAGACUGGUGCCUGGCCCUGCAGAGGCUGAUGCGGGUGAAGGAGGAGGAGAUCCAGUCGGCCAACAAGUGCCGCCUCCGGCUCCUGCUUCCCGGGAAACCCGACAAGUCCGGCCGUCCCAUCAGCUUCAUGGUGGUCUUCAUCACCCCCAACCCCCUGAGCAAGAUCUCCUGGGUCAACAGGCUGCACCUGGCCAAGAUCGGACUCCGAGAGGAGAACCAGCCGGGCUGGCGAUGUCCGGAUGAGGACAAGAAGAGCAAAGCCCCGUUCUGGUGUCCGACGCUGGCCUGCUGCAUCCCCGCCUUCUCCUCCCGGGGCCUCAGCCUGCAGCUCGGGGGUCUGGUCCACAGUCCUGUCAGCUCUCCCCUGCUGGGCUUCUCGGCAGUCAGCACCUCCCUUCCACAGGGCUACCUCUGGGUUGGGGGUGGCCAGGAGGGCGCAGGAGGCCAGGUGGAGAUCUUUUCCCUGAACCGGCCCUCACCCCGCACGGUCAAGUCCUUCCCGCUGGCGGCCCCCGUGCUCUGCAUGGAGUACAUUCCUGAGCCAGAGGAGGGGGAGAGUGGAGAUGGAGACAAAGAUGAGAGCCACACGGCUGCUGACUCCUCUGCUGCUGUGCAUCCGACCAUCUGCCUGGGGCUCCAGGAUGGCAGCAUCCUGGUCUACAGCAGCGUGGACACGGGCACCCAGUGCCUGGCGACCUGCAGGAGCCCAGGCCUGCAGCCCGUGCUCUGCCUGCGACACAGCCCCUUCCACCUGUGUGCCGGCCUGCAGGACGGGACCCUGGCUGCCUACCCUCGGACCAGGACCAGCGGAGAUGUGCCCUGGGACCUGGAGAGCCCGCCCGUGUGCCUGACGGUGGGGCCAGGGCCCAUCCGCACGCUGCUGAGCCUGGAGGACGCCGUGUGGGCCAGCUGUGGGCCUCGGGUCACCGUCCUGGACACCACCAGCCUGCAGACUCAGCAAAGCUUCGAGGCGCACCAGGAUGAGGCUGUGAGCGUGACGCACAUGGUGAAGGCGGGCAGCGGCGUCUGGAUGGCCUUCUCCUCCGGCUCCUCCAUCCGCCUCUUCCACACGGAGACGCUGGAGCACCUGCAGGAGAUCAACAUCGCCACCAGGACCACCUUCCUCCUGCCAGGCCAGAAGCACGUGUGUGUGACCAGCCUCCUGAUCUGCCAGGGUCAGCUCUGGGUGGGCACCGACCAGGGUGUCAUCGUCCUGCUGCCCGUGCCUCGGCUGGAAGGCAUUCCCAAGAUCACAGGGAAAGGCAUGGUCUCCCUCAACGGUCACUGCGGGCCUGUGACCUUCCUGGCCGUGGCUACCAGCAUCUUGGCCCUGGACAUCCUACGGACUGACCAGGAGGAGGCCGAGGGCCCCAAGGCCGAGGAGGACAAGCCGGACGGGCAGGCUCCCGAGCCAGCGCCCGCACCCUCCAGCCACGUGGGCAGGGAGCUGACGCACAAGAAGGGCGUUCUCCUGCAGUACCGGCUGCGCUCCACGGCCCACCUCCCCGGCCCGCUGCUCUCCAUGCGGGAGCCCGCGCCCGACGGCUCCGCCCUGGAGCACAGCGAGGAGGACGGCUCCAUCUACGAGAUGGCCGACGACCCCGACGUCUGGGUGCGCAGCCGGCCGUGCGCCCGCGAUGCCCACCGCAAGGAGAUCUGCUCCGUGGCCAUCAUCUCGGGCGGGCAGGGCUACCGGAACUUCGGCAGUGCCUCGGGUGUGGGCGGGAGGCCCGCCCCCGGCGGGGAGUCGGACAGCACCCUCCUCAUCUGGCAGGUGCCGCUGUUGACGCUAUAGCCCCCCCCCAGGGAGCAGGGCUGCCGCCGCACCCUGCUCUUGGCCUGCGGGGGACCUUCGGCCGGCCAGGCCCCAGGGAGUGUGGGUGGAAUUGCCUUCCAGGGACCUUCACAGGGCGUGUGGAGGGGCCUGGGUCUCUCGUAACCACCCAGGUGGACAGGCUGGGUCUCUCGUAACCACCCAGGUGGACAGGCUGGGUCUCUAGUUACUAUCACAGGUGGAUGGACCUGGGUCUCUACUAACUACCCAGGUGGACAGGCAGAGUGGAGGGGCCUGGGCCUCUAGUAACUACCCCAGGUGGACAGGCUGGGUCUCUAGUUACUAUCACAGGUGGAUGGACCUGGGUCUCUAGUAACUAACCAGGUGGACAGGCUGAGUGGAGGGGCCUGGGCCUCUAGUAACUACCCCAGGUGGGUGGGCCUGGGUCUCUAGUAACCACCCAGGUGGACAAGCUGGGUAUCUAGUAACUACUCCAGGUCGACAGGCUGGGUCUCUAGUAACUACCCAUGUGGACAGGCUGGGUCUCUACUGACCAUCCAGGUGGACAGGCCUGAUCUCUGAUAACUGUCUUGGCUGAGCAGAGGGAAACUCUUCCUUUUAAAACAAGAUGAAAUUUAGAGUUUGGGGGAGGGGCUUGGGUGUGUGGAGAGGGAAGACUCCUUUGGAGGAAAUGGCCUUUUUUAAAACAAAACAAAACACAAAACCUCACAACUGCCUGGCAAGCCCAGCGCCUCUUGUUGGGCCAAUGGGGCUCAGAGGCGGCCACGCGCCCCUCCUGGAAGGGCGUGAGCGUGUGCGUGUAUGAGAGCGUGUGGGCUGGUGUGUGAAUAUAUAUAAAUACGUAUAUAUGGUGUAUAUUAUCUGUGUAUAAAUAAAGUCUGUACAUAUUGGAGCUCUGGGAGAUGCUGGAAUAAAAGGCCAGAAUAACA
Messenger RNA from Pipistrellus kuhlii (Kuhl's pipistrelle), 4945 nucleotides. It is a transcript of the gene ARHGEF10L, whose product is annotated as Rho guanine nucleotide exchange factor 10 like. Lineage: Eukaryota; Metazoa; Chordata; Mammalia; Chiroptera; Vespertilionidae. Gene Ontology annotation, molecular function: guanyl-nucleotide exchange factor activity; protein binding. The record is from RefSeq and is a predicted model, not a curated record. Gene Ontology annotation, cellular component: cytosol. Gene Ontology annotation, biological process: SREBP signaling pathway; actin cytoskeleton organization; positive regulation of stress fiber assembly. Bases 177 to 4016 code for a protein of 1279 amino acids. The transcript is spliced from 31 exons.